GCAUCCGUUUUCCAUUACCUCAGCUCCUGAAGAUGACUACCUUAGCAUUCACAUCCGGCAGCUAGGUGACUGGACACAGGAACUUAAGAGGGUAUUCUCAGAGGCAUGUGAGACUCCUGUUGCUGGGAAGAGUGGGCUGCUCAGGGCUGAUGAAACAACCAAGAAAAGUUUGCCAAAGCUCUUAAUAGAUGGACCUUAUGGUGCUCCAGCACAAGAUUAUCGGAAAUAUGAUGUACUGCUACUUGUUGGUCUUGGAAUAGGAGCAACACCUUUUAUCAGUAUUCUGAAAGAUUUGCUCAACAACAUUGUCAAAAUGGAGGAACAGGCAGAUGCAAUUUCAGAUAUGAGCAGGCACUCAGAUCAUAGUGUUGGGACUACUGAUUCUCCCUCUCUGAGUAAGGCAUCUCCAAAACGGAGAAAAACUCUGAAGACCACCAAUGCUUACUUCUACUGGGUGACGAGGGAGCAAGGCUCCUUUGAUUGGUUCAAAGGGGUCAUGAACGAAGUUGCCGAACUUGAUCAAAGGGGUGUAAUAGAAAUGCACAACUACUUGACCAGUGUUUAUGAGGAAGGGGAUGCCCGAUCCGCUCUUAUCACCAUGGUCCAAGCACUCAAUCAUGCUAAGAACGGGGUUGAUAUUGUAUCUGGCACAAGGGUGCGAACCCAUUUUGCAAGGCCAAACUGGAAGAAGGUUUUCUCGAAAACGUGUACGAAGCAUGCUAAUGCAAGAAUAGGUGAGUGA
Messenger RNA from Ilex paraguariensis (yerba mate), 742 nucleotides. Lineage: Eukaryota; Viridiplantae; Streptophyta; Magnoliopsida; Aquifoliales; Aquifoliaceae. The record is from the annotation of a GenBank genome assembly.